Molecule: messenger RNA, 1763 nt
Organism: Monodelphis domestica (gray short-tailed opossum)
Lineage: Eukaryota; Metazoa; Chordata; Mammalia; Didelphimorphia; Didelphidae
Gene: MREG
Product: melanoregulin
Biological process (GO): melanocyte differentiation; melanosome transport
Cellular component (GO): melanosome
Source: RefSeq, a predicted model, not a curated record
AGCAGCGGUGACUUCCCGGGGGCCAGAGACGCUCCCAAGCCCGCACGGGGCAUGCGCUCCACUUAGCACGGGGGAAUUGAAUAGGAAAAACAACUAGAAGAAAAACGCCUCCGCGAGCCGCCAAACAUCCCGCUUCCAGGUUCCAGAGUAGCAAAAACCGCCGCACAGAGGGGCAGGGGAGAAGGGAUCUCGGGCCAUGCCUGUGGCUCGGCGUUCUAGGCUCUGCGAUGGCUGUCCCAGGCGGGGGGCUGCUCUGAUCAAGGAGCUGGCGAUCGUGACCGCAGCAUGAUAUACUGGGAGCCCAGCCCGGCAAUGCCUUGGCACUGACUAGCCUGGCAGCCCUACUGCUUCUGCCGGCUUGUGGACUGGAUAACCGGCCAAACUCCGGGACCUCGGCUCACCACGAGCUGGAACACACAGAGACAGGGAGACGGGGAAGGGUCCGGGUGGGGUCCUAGCUACUUGUCUUGCUGAGUCUCCAGGCGGUACUGGACAGCUCUCGAUGGGGCUGCGGGCCUGGCUGAGGACGCUGUGCUGCUGCUGCCUAGGAGACCCGGACUUGCCCGAGAAGGAGCCCCUGCUCAGUGGCAGCAAUCCGUAUUCCUCUUUUGGAGCAACUCAAGUGAGAGAUGAUGAGAAGAAUUUAUGGAGCAUACCUCAUGAUGUAUCCCAUACAGAAGCAGAUGAUGAUAGGAUACUAUAUAAUUUGAUUGUCAUUCGAAAUCAACAGCCCAAAGAUUCAGAGGAAUGGCAAAAACUCAACUAUGAUAUCUACACCUUACGGAGAACUCGAAGGGAAGUGAGAAACCGAUGGAAGCACAUUUUGGAAGAUUUAGGCUUUCAGAAGGAAGCAGAUUCUUUGUUAUCAGUGACUAAACUCAGCACCAUCAGUGACUCUCAGAACACCAGGAAAGCCCGGGAAAUAUUGUUAAAACUUGCUGAAGAGACAAAUAUUUUCCCAACAAACUGGGAGCUCUCAGAGAGGUACCUCUUUGUGGUGGACCGUCUCAUCACUCUGGAUGCUGCAGAAGAGUUUUUUAAAAUGGCCAGCCUCACUUACCCUAAAAAGCCAGGACUAACCUACUUGGCCAAUGGCCAGAAAGAACUGCCCUACCUUCCAUUUCCAAGCCCCUAAAGAGAUGGACCUGGGACAGAACUUAAAUUUUGCCCUGGGGACUCAGGGCAACCAGCCAAAGUACCAUGGCUUUUCUUUGGAGAAUUGCAAGCAGGAGGGAGAUAAGGGAAGAGAAGAAGAAAGACAUCUGUGUCGUGAUUAGAAAACAUGUCUAUGUGCAGAAGGAUGUAGAACCCUGCCCAGCUCCAAGGAAGGAAUAAACUAGGAGAUGAUAACAGUCCAGACCUUAGUCCUUAGUUAGGAGGACUCACUGUGUGUAUUUACGCCAUCAGGGAAACUCCAUGGCCUCAGCUCUUUCUUGGAGAACUUUAAAUUCCGCUGACUUUCAAGAUAGGAAAAUUCAAUAAUUCAACGUACCCAGAAGAAAUUUACUGAGUGCCUCCUAUGUGCUAAAAGCACAGUCUUAGGUGCUGGUUGUGACAAAGAUGAGUAAAGCAUGAGUCCUGCCCUCCAAAAGCUUACAAAUAACUAGUCUGAGAUGUGGCAGCAGAGGGGUGGCAGGGCAGGGCAGGGUAAGAUCAGGUAAAUGGAUCUCGGUCAAUAGGAAGCUGUUGGUUAUCCCAUAUCAGGAUGAUCUACUUUCAAAUAGUGUACAAUAAAGUCUGCUGAGCCCAACACUAAAACUAAA